GGUUUGAAAGAGAGUAAAUUAACCAAAGAGAUUUCUAUAUGCCUUCUAGGGCAAGUGGCACCCUGGUAUAAGAUUACAAGAAAUUUUGACAAUAAAAUUUUAUAUUUAAGGGGAAGUACAUGAGUUAGUACCCCAUACAGCUCAUGUAGACCAGGUGUCAGCCUAAGUUCGCCACUGCUGGGCUUCUGCCUUCUACAAAGCAACUAAUCAUUAUGCAAUUUCGUAGUUCAAGAAGGAAAGAUUAUAUCCCUCUCUUUGGCUCCAGCUAGAGAGAAGAAAUGGGAUGGUCGAGACUUAUUUUGUCUUUGCAACUCUUGAGCAACUUGUGUUUCACAAUCAUGGUUGAGGGGCAACAAGGGUUCAUAAGCAUAGAUUGUGGAUAUCGUGGAAAGGACUACCAGGAUCCAGACACCACCAUCACUUACACAUCUGAUGCGAACUACAUAGAGAAUGGAGAAGCUCUGUCUAUAAAUGACAAUUCCCAACCGAUGCAAUACCGAUUCCUCCGAAGGUUUACACAUGGAAAGAGGAAUUGUUACAAUGUGACAGGCUUAAUCAAUAACUGGAGAUACCUGAUCAGGGCUUCGUUCUUGCAUGCAAACUAUGAUUCCAGCUUCAGGUUGCCAAAGUUCGAGUUGUACUUGGGGGUCGACUUCUGGUACACUGUGAGCUUUAACAGUUUUAAUGAUCUUGUAUGGGCUGAGAUUAUCAGUUUAAAUAAGGUGAAGUCUGUGGCUAUAUGUCUAGUGAACACAGGCCUUGGGACACCUUUCAUAUCUACCUUAGAGCUUCGACUGUUGCCCAACAGCAUGUAUACUGUCGUCAAUGGUUCGUGGUCUUUGAAGACUUACCUGCGUCUUGACAUAGGGAGCCUUUUGCAUACGAAUCUAAGAUACAAAGCAGACCCUUGCGAUCGAAUAUGGGUGCCAUUCACCGUCAAAGACUGGACCAACCUCAAUACUAAAGCAUCCAUCGUGAACUCCGAUGACGAAUUCCAGCCGCCUGUUGAGGUCAUGCAAACAGCAGCAAUACCCUCGAACCCGAAUGGCAGCAUACUGCUCGGUUGCCGGCCCCCCUCAUGGGAUCCCGAGUCUCCCUUUUACUUCUACUUCUUCUUCGCCGAAAUGCGGAACAGGCGCAAUUUGUCCCGGGAGGUAAACAUAUAUAUAAAUGGAGAUCUAUGGAGCAAGAUAAUCAGAGCAUCUCGCUUUGUGAGAUGGGUGGGCACCAUUCUUCCGGAGAGGCGGUCCCAAGAUUAUCAGAUUGAUAUCAGGGCAACUGAGACAUCAGACCUCCCUCCCAUUCUAAACGCACUCGAGCUUUAUGUGGCCAAUGUGGCCUCUCACCAUGCAACGGACGCUCGAGAUGUUGCUGUGUUGUUAGAUAUGAAAGAUAAACUAGCAUUGAAGAAUAAGAGUUGGGUUGGGGAUCCAUGUCUUCCUCAAGGUUACCCAUGGGAGGCCUUGACCUGCAAUGAGGCACUAAACCCCCGAAUUAUAUCUUUGGACCUCUCGGCAAGUGGACUCCAAGGAGAAAUUCCGGCUUCCAUUGCCAGCCUCAAUGCACACGAGUCAUUGAACCUAUCAAACAAUCAGCUGACAGGUCCCAUACCACAAAGUUUAGCUGAUCUGACAAAACUAAAGUCAUUGGAUUUGUCAAGAAACAAUUUAACUGGGUUGGUUCCAAUCGCAUUAAUAGAGAAAAGAAACAGUGGAGCACUUCUAUUAAGCAUUUUUCAGAAUCCCAACCUUUUAACCCCCAACCCCUCCGAACCGACUCAAAAAAAGAAGACCGAGAAGGCUGUGGUUAUUAUGGCGAUAUCUUUGAGUGCAACAACGAUCUUGCUCUUUGCUUUUGCUUUUGGUCUGAUAAUGAAGAGAAAGAAAAUAAUUAGAACAAAGAUCUUAAGCAUGAGAAAAAGAAAAGGUUCGUCCAAAUCAGAUGGACCUCAAGCACUUACACACUCAGAGAUUGUUAAAAUAACCAACAACUAUGAAAAGGUGAUUGGUAAGGGUGGAUAUGGAAUUGUUUUCUUUGGAGUCCUAGAAAAUGGCCGUGAAGUUGCUGUCAAGAUAUUGUCCAAAGAAUCACAACAAGGAAUCAAAGAAUUCUCUGCAGAGGUUAAAUUGUUGAUGAGAGUUCAUCACAGGUAUUUGGCCUCCUUGAUAGGAUUCUCUGAGGAAGGAAAAGAUAAGAUUCUUGUCUUUGAAUAUAUGUCUAAAGGAAAUCUGAAUGAGAUCCUGUCAGACAAUAGUAGCAACUCAGAAGUAUUAAACUGGGAACAACGAAUUCAAAUAGCUUUGAGUGCUACACAAGGAUUGGAGUAUCUUCAUUAUGGAUGCAAACCGCCAAUUGUUCACAGAGAUGUCAAGACUUCCAAUAUCCUUUUAAAUGAGAAACUAGAAGCCAAAGUAGCAGAUUUCGGGUCGGCCAGAUUUGGGCUGACUGAUGGAGAUUCUCACAUAACAACUACAGUUGCAGGCACCCAGGGAUAUGUGGAUCCUGAGUAUCAACCCACAAGCUCAACGAGAAGAGUGAUGUCUAUAGCUUUGGCAUAGUUCUUCUAGAAAUUAUCUCAGGUCAACCAGCAAUAAUUAAAGAGGAAGAAACAAUUCAUAUAGUACAGUGGGUAACUCCUAGGUUUGUAAGAGGGAAAAUUGAGAAUGUGAUCUAUCCAAGGUUGCAUGGCAAGUAUGACAUUAAUUCUGCCUGGAAAGCUGCAGAGAUUGCACUGGCAUGUACGCCACAGGCUGCCAUAAAGAGGCCCACCAUGAGUGAUGUUGUGAGUGAACUAAGGGGAUGCCUAAAGCUAGCGCACUCCCAUCUCAAGAGGAGAAACUUAAGAACGGAAUCCUUCACAGCAAGUACUACGCUUCCAUCAAACAUCCUGGAAUCGGAAACCAUGUUUGACCCUUCGGCAAGGUAGUCAGCAUUGCGAUUUUAGGCAUCAGACCAUUGAACUCUUUAUGGGACACGGAAGUAUGGGAAGUAUGUCAGGCAGCUACUUAUAUAUUCUUUAAUGUUGAAACUUAAACACAUGUCCACACUUAUAUACUUUUAUUUGACAUUUAUUCAUCAUUGUCUUUCA
Amborella trichopoda is the source of this 3088-nucleotide messenger RNA. RefSeq names its product putative leucine-rich repeat receptor-like serine/threonine-protein kinase At2g19230. Gene Ontology annotation, molecular function: protein binding; protein kinase activity; ATP binding. Gene Ontology annotation, biological process: protein phosphorylation. The record is from RefSeq and is a predicted model, not a curated record. NCBI's taxonomy places the organism in Eukaryota, Viridiplantae, Streptophyta, Magnoliopsida, Amborellales, Amborellaceae.